Messenger RNA from Aspergillus pseudotamarii, 1266 nucleotides. RefSeq lists its product as uncharacterized. The record is from RefSeq and is a predicted model, not a curated record. Lineage: Eukaryota; Fungi; Ascomycota; Eurotiomycetes; Eurotiales; Aspergillaceae. The transcript has a single exon. Bases 1 to 1266 code for a protein of 421 amino acids.
AUGGCAAUGUUUGUCUCUCCCACGUCCGAGUACAUGGCAGGUAAUUCAUCAAAGCCAAAUACAUCCGAAAGCCAUAUACUGUCGCGGAAAAUUGAUGGACAACGGAUCAUACCGAGUACAGAGGAGUCACCAGAAGUAGACCGGUUUGCCCAACGGCGACACCGCAAAACGGCGAGUGUCAACGAUGCAGAUACAAAAGUGAGAGCUUCCAGAUGGCUGGGAAGUGUAGUGUCCCCUGCGAGUCCGAUUCUACCCACGUACCCACCACCGGUAAGAAUGCCAACACCUCCAGGACUUCCAUCUUUCGGCACUCAAGAGGCAGUACGUUCCUCUGCGAGGUUUCCUGUCCAAUCAGCACCGGGCAAUGGGCAAUUCCAGCAACGUGACCGUUGCAGCAACGCUGCUGAUGGCAAUAGGUUCGAAUCGUACAGGGAGUCAUUUCUAAGAUUCUUUGGUAUCUCUUCAUCUUCUGCCUUUCGGCCUAACAGGCGAGGAUGCAUUGCUGUGAGGGCAGUUGAUAACACUAUAGUCCAAGGACGCUUCCCUCAUAGGCAUAGUGCCCAUGGAGUCGGUGCGAAUGGUAGGCUACUCGACCACCCAUUUCAUCGAAGAAACCUUUCUAUGGCUCAGUGUGGUGGCAUUGACGAGGGUGGCGGCGGCGCUAUUCAGACUAGGCCAUCAGACACGGAGCACUGUUCCCAUAUCAAGCGGCAGAACUCAAUUUACCGAGACAACCUACCUGUUUCUCGUCCACAAUACCUACCAAGCAGUAUCUCACCGGGGCCAAGCUUCUCGGUGACCACUCAAUCAGCAACAACCUCCGCUAAUUACACGGAUAGACGCGCCUUAGAGCCAGGGGCUAGGAGAACUCCGGUGGUGGACAUGCCUGCUAUACUAGCAUCCGAACCCUCCGGCUGUUCCCUCACACAAACACGAUCAACAGCGGAGCCUUCUGUCAUGCUUGAGGGCCAACAUGGCCGUUGGUUACAGGCCUCAAAGAUUGUUAACUCUUUCUUUUGCUGUUGUUUGGAAGCCAGGAAUGAGCAGGAUACCAUUGUAUACGUUAAUACUACGUCUAAUGACACAUAUGCUACUGCAAGGAGCCGGGUCUCGGACGAAAGCGCAGCUCAUUCGCAUGUCAGGGAGGGCACGGUGCAGGAGUUUAGGCGUUACUGCUCGAACAUGUGGACGUCGUUUGGAGCUUUUAUCUCCUCUCGUAGUCACAGAUCCUCCACAUGGUUAGAACAGACCCGGGAGCCUUUUUAA